Molecule: messenger RNA, 273 nt
Organism: Acanthoscelides obtectus
Lineage: Eukaryota; Metazoa; Arthropoda; Insecta; Coleoptera; Chrysomelidae
Source: the annotation of a GenBank genome assembly
AUGAACCCUUCUGUCUCAGCAAACAGGUUACCAGAGCGGAGUUGCGAUGACCUGAUCUUGGAUAGCAGAUAUGAACCCUUCUGUCUCAGCAAACAGGUUUCCAGAGCGGAGUUUGGGAAGUCUAGGUUUCAUCAUAGGGUCCACUCCAUCCAUCAUAAAGCAAAUGAAUCCUUUCGAAUUCCAGCUCAGAAGCAGAGGGUGGCCUGUUGGCCUCCGGUACAGGGGCCACUGGUUCAUCGUAAGCAUUGGGGAGAUCAGCAGGUAAAUUUAUAG